CGGGCAGCAUAUGCCACCUCCGGCUGUUGCCAUGACGACGUGACAGCACCUUUGAAGUGGGCGACUGACCUCCCUUGAGUUUGGUGUCCGUCCUCAAGACUGACAGACAGGAUGAUGCUGAAUGACAGCUGGACCGUCAUGAACAACAGCAGUUCUGAUCUGGACAGCAAACGUCCCAGCAAACACAAGAAAUGCUGCAACUUCCUGUUAUGUGCCGCCAUUGUGGUUGCCAUGGUAGCGGGCGUCACGGCAACAGUGGCCAUCCUCUAUGUCAACCAGUAUCCUCUGCCCUUCAUAAACAGCAACAGGGGCGGAGUCUCCUCCGCGUCACCUGUCAUUUCCACCAACCCCAAAGACUCGGGGGCCUUGGUGACGGUGUCGCGCGUGGGGGACGGCGAGCCCGUCAGCAUCUUCCUGGAUCCCAACUGUCCGGACAGCAGCCAGAACUUUGAGCGCUGGGAGGCGCUGCAGAGCUCGCUGAUCCGGGCGCUGACCUCCCGCAACGCCGACGACUGGCAGGAGAGAGGCUCCGCCCACAAAGUCAGCGAGGAGCUGAAGGCCUUGGCGGGCCACGCCCACAACCUCCGGCUGGAAGCCGAGGCGCUGAAAAGAGGUCAGGACCUGGUCAACCAGCGACUGGAGGCCCUGCAGAGCCAGCAGAGCCGCAUGGUGCAGGUGCUGUCGGAGGAGAAGUCGGGGGUGCUCAGCCUCACCGCGGACUUCAGCAACUCUCUGUCCAGCCUGCAGAGGGAGACUCAGAGUCUGAGCAGACUGCAGGCUCUCACGCCCAGAGACUGCGCUGACGUCAUGGCGGCGGGAAAUUCCCAGGAUGGCGUUUAUUCCAUCUUUCCCGUCCACAAGCCCGACGGCUUCAUGGUUUACUGCGACAUGAGCACGGACGCGGGCGGCUGGACUGUAAUCCAGAGACGGGUUGACGGCUCAGUGAACUUCUUUCGAGGUUGGGACGCAUAUCGAGAUGGCUUUGGUACAACUACAGGAGAGCACUGGCUAGGCCUCCAGAACAUCUACGCUCUGACCAGGUCAGGAGGUUACGAGCUGCGUAUCGACAUGGCCGACUUUGACAACGCCACAGCCUUCGCUCAAUACGCCGAAUUCUCCGUGGGUCGAGACUCGGUCAACCCCGAAGAGGACGGAUACCCGCUGACUGUGGACCAGUACUCGGGCACGGCAGGCGACUCUCUGCUGAAGCAUUCUGGGAUGCAGUUCACAACCAAAGACCGGGAUCAGGACCAGUCGGAGAACAACUGCGCCGCGUACUACCAGGGGGCGUGGUGGUACCGCAACUGCCAUACAUCCAACCUGAACGGGCAGUACCUGAAAGGAGGCCACGCCUCUUACGCCGACGGCGUGGAGUGGUCCAGUUGGACCGGCUGGCAGUACUCUCUGAGGUUCACUGAGAUGAAGAUCCGCCCCAAACCUAAAACCGACUUCUGAUUGUCCGUCAUCCAAGAACCCAUCCCAUUCCUGGGGUGACCAUUCCAUUCAGAACCGACAGCGUUUAUUUGGUGUAAUUAUGAGGAAACUUUUUCAAAACAGGCCACAGGUUAGAAAAACUCCUGCAAGACUUCUUUACACAAAUAGAUCCUUACUGUAUACUUCAAAAAAUAUAUAUAUUAUUUUUUUGGAAUCGAUACUGAAACGAGGGGAAUCGUGAUUUAAUUUUGGUGCACCCUUACUACUUACCCCUGUUUACCUCACUUGACCAAACACACACUCAAUAAUUAAAAUGUGUUUCUAAUUUCUAACAGCUGGGAUAAAGUAGUCACUCCAGUAGGAUUAUAGAGGUACUAUGUUCUUUUUGAAGUUAUUACAAUGCCAUAAGUACUCACAUUAAUGCAUCAACAAUAAAAUGCUUAGCAGUCAUCAUGUUAUUAUGUAUGUCAGGUUCAAACACUGAUGACAUCUACUAAACAAGACAAAAGGCAAGGAAUCCAACAGAGACAGAAUUCAAUUGAGACACAGAUCUGAGGAGAGACUCUGCGUACAGUCCUGCACCACGCUCUGACGAAAAAGGUUUACGUCUCCUCUUUUAUUUAGAUAUUCAAUGUUUACGCAACAGCACAUGUCACAACAGGAACGGGGAGUGUGUAAACAGUCUUUUGUCUUCAAUGUGACCGCAAACAAUGAGUGUUUGCAUACUCCCCAUUCCUGUUGUGACAUGUGCUGUUGCGUAAACAUUGAAUGUUCUGCCCUCACUGAAUGUGUUGAGGUUAUACAGCUUGGCAGACAGCUAACAACCAAUCCAGGACGUUCUAAUAAAGUUCCAAAGCAGAUGAAUCCAUUUAGGCUCUUUAUUAGGGUCCGCCAGGAGUCCUUUGCAAUGGGCCAAGGACCCUAUUGAAACUGGUGCGUUUUAUUAUUCGUUAUUAUUAUUAUUAUUAUUCCGCACCUAUGCGGUGUAAUUUGACCCCCUUAACAUGCUUCAAAACUCACCAAAUUUGACACACACGUCGGUCUGGCAUGCCUUCCCAACUUAUUAAGCAACCAAACCCCAAAAAUGAAAAUUGCGCGCUAGCGCCCCCUAGGUAAAAAAAACCCCAGACUGCUUGUAACUUCCGUUGGGAAUGUCGUAGAGACAUGAAACAAAAACCUCUAUGUAGGUCUGACUUAGACCUAGAUUUGCCAUUAGAAACUUCUAUACCUAAAAUCAACAGGAAGCUGGCAAAAACCCAUUCAAAGCAAAAUUUUCGCAAAAAAUGCUAUUUUUGCCUCUUUGAGCUGUAAUUUCACCCCCUUAAAAUGCUUCAAAACUCACCAAACUUGGCACACACAUCAGGACUGGCAGAAAUUGCGAUUAAAUUAAAAAACCAAACCCCAAACCUCAAAAUUGCGCCCUAGCGCAAUUUUUUAAUAAAACAG
Molecule: messenger RNA, 2880 nt
Organism: Nerophis ophidion (straightnose pipefish)
Lineage: Eukaryota; Metazoa; Chordata; Actinopteri; Syngnathiformes; Syngnathidae
Product: fibrinogen C domain-containing protein 1-like
Exons: 9
Coding region: 112-1455 (447 amino acids)
Source: RefSeq, a predicted model, not a curated record